AUGCUUGCGUGUGAGACCAAGCACUGUAAGGAAGAUGGUACACUUCAGGAGGUGGAGCUGUUCUCUGCCUCCAUCUCUGUGUUUGGGGAGAACUUCGCCAACACGCUCAGCGGCGGAGCAAGGCCCCACACCUCUGACAGCCACAGGAGCUCAUCAGGCAGGGAGGCCGUGAACCUAGGGAGCUCUCCCGGCAGGUUCGUCACCAAGGCAACUGUCAAGGCUGUCCGGGAGGUCAUCGACACCAGCUCGCUAAAAUCUGCGAAAUCGCAGAAAUCCAGUAAACGUGCUGAGAGGGAGGCAGAAGGGGAGGAUACGUACCGUUUCCUUGGCAACAGCGAUGACGAUGACGUGAGCGACCUUGGCAAGGACAAAGACCCUGACUAUCGACCUUCAGGAGUGCGCAGAACUGUCGCAGUUUACGAAACCGAUGAUGAUGAUGAUGAUGAUGAUGUUGUUAUUGAGGAGGCUGGAGGGGAGGAGAACCACUCGUACCCUCUAAAGAAAAGGGUCAGGAGGGCAAAGGUCGUGGAGCAGGAGGAACCAGAGAAAGCAGAGGAUGAUGGGAUGGAGAAGGAAGCUGUGGGGUCAGGGGUCAGGACGAGGCGGGGGCGGCCUCGGAAGCUGAAGAUCAGGUUACCGGAGGGGGUGGGGGUGAAGCGGAAACGGGGGCGGCCGCGGAAGGAGAAACCCGCAAAGUCCUAA
Branchiostoma floridae (Florida lancelet) is the source of this 702-nucleotide messenger RNA. RefSeq names its product bromodomain and WD repeat-containing DDB_G0285837-like. The transcript has 3 exons. The record is from RefSeq and is a predicted model, not a curated record. The coding region runs from base 1 to 702 and encodes 233 amino acids. Lineage: Eukaryota; Metazoa; Chordata; Leptocardii; Amphioxiformes; Branchiostomatidae.